This is a messenger RNA of Bicyclus anynana (squinting bush brown), 4164 nucleotides long. RefSeq lists its product as uncharacterized. Gene Ontology annotation, cellular component: plasma membrane. The coding region runs from base 152 to 1705 and encodes 517 amino acids. The transcript has 9 exons. Lineage: Eukaryota; Metazoa; Arthropoda; Insecta; Lepidoptera; Nymphalidae. The record is from RefSeq and is a predicted model, not a curated record. Gene Ontology annotation, biological process: transmembrane transport; monoatomic anion transport. Gene Ontology annotation, molecular function: transmembrane transporter activity.
UCAGGCUUUCGUUUGUACUUUGUACAGCAAGCCGCAGUCGCACGAAGCCAGGCGCGCGCGCAACUCGCAGCGUACGUUUUCCCGUGUUUUUGACUUUUCCAAACAGUUACGUGAUAUCUUGUGAUUACUAGAAGUGAGAUCUGUAAUUAAAAUGAAGUUGCACAUAAAGUUGUUUGAUGUGAUACCGGCGCGGUUCAACGUAGCCCUGAUGAUGUUCUUCGCGUGCUGGGUCAACUACAUGCUGCGGGUCAACAUGAGUGUCAACAUCAUCGCUAUGGUUCCUGACGACCACAAAGCCACAUCGGUGAAAAGCGAAUGCAAGGCCAUAGUAAAUGACGACGGGCUAUUGUACAAUGAUACCACAGCCGUGGUCACCAGGCGGGACAUACGUCAGCCAGAAGGCACGGUUACAUUCAACUGGACAGCGCAAGAGCAAGCCUAUGUCUUAUCGAGCUACUUCUGGGGCUAUGCCAUCACCUGUCUCUUCAGUGGAACGGCAGCCGAGCUGUGGGGUCCGAGGAAGGUGGUCUUCUUCACCAUGCUUCUGUCUGCUGUGCUGACGAUACUCACGCCGCAGGCCGCUAGACUGCAUUAUGUGAUGCUUGUUGUCGUGCGAUUGGUGAUUGGCCUCGCUGCAGGUUUUCUGUUCCCGGCACUGCACGCUCUGGUGGCUCACUGGGCGCCACCGGCCGAGAAGGGCAAGUUCGUGAGCGCCUUGCUCGGCGGCGCGAUCGGCACCGUGGUCACGUGGUCCCUCAGUGGACCACUCAUCGAGACGUUUGGGUGGGGCGCUGCGUUCUAUGUACCAGGAGCGAUUGGUGUAGUUUGGUGUGCAAUAUGGUGGGUGCUCGUAUAUGACUCACCUGUAAAGCAUCCAAGAAUUUCUGCUGAAGAAAAGGCAUAUAUCCUAGAAGCUAUUGGUGACAAAGUUCAACAGGGCUCGAAAGAUACUAAGGUCGUGCCCCCAUUCAAGAGCAUCUUAACCUCCCUGCCAUUCUUAGCCAUGGUGAUCCUCCAUUACGGCAGCAACUGGGGCUUGUACUUCGUGAUGACUGCUGCCCCGAAGUUCGUCUCCAGUGCACUCGGCUUCAACUUAACAUCAACUGGAACUUUAUCCUCCUUGCCCUACUUGGCUAGGAUGAUAUUCUCACUGAUUUUCGGCGCUAUCGGCGACAGAAUCGUCAAACAAAACGUGGUCUCCACGACAUUCAUGCGCAAGUUCUUCUGUCUAUUCUCCCACAUCGUACCUGGUCUGCUGCUCAUUGGUCUAGGGUUCACCGGCUGUGCACCCAUCCUCUCUGUGGCCCUCAUCACGUUCUCCAUGGGGUCCAAUGGUGCAGCCACCUUGACCAAUUUGGUGAACCACCAGGAUCUUGCGCCGAACUACGCUGGGACUUUAUAUGGGAUAGCUAAUGGAAUUGGGAACACUGCUGGAUUUGUGACCCCGUUGGUGACUGCCUACUUUACAAAGGAUGGGAAUGGCUUCGCUGAAUGGCGGCCAGUCUUCAUGACCGGCGCAUCUCUGUACAUCGCAUCAGCGAUGUAUUUCAUACUGUUCGGCACAGGAGUGACUCAGAAGUGGAACUACAUAGCCCCGGUCGAAGUAGAAGAAGACAAGAGGGCCAACGACAACAACACAACAACAACAGCGACAACGACAACAACAACAACGGACACGACCAUUAACAUUCCCAACAAGACGUAGAUGCGUACUUCGUAAUGACGUAAAGUUUUUUGCGCGCGGAUGAAAUCAAUGACUUAUUUAUGGAAGUCCAUGGGUACAAAGAAUUAUUAAGAUUAAUGGUUCUUGCUGUACAAAAAAUAACUUUAAGCGUUAAUUUUUUUAAUAUAUUAUGACUUCAUUUCGGAAAAAAUACCUACCUAAUACAAACGGUGUAACUCGAAAAGAGGCUUAACUGAGAUUGAAAAAUUAUGCUCAUUCUGUAUUUUAUAACCAGGUACUUACUUAUUGUCUAUGUUAAAUUAAGUACUUAUUUUUUGCAGAAAAUUAUUAGCUCAGAGAUUUAUAGUUGCCAUGAAUAUUAUGUAGUAAUACGAUUUAAAAAUAUUUGAUAUAAAAAUAAUCUGGACAUGUUUGUAACUAUAUGUAUUUAAUUUAAUUCGUGGAAUAUUUAUCAACUAACAAGGUAGAAAACGCAUGUCAUAUUUUUAUACCUAAUUUAUUUAAAAUUAUGGAUUUCUUUGGAUUUAUGUAAUAUUGUUUUAACAUAAAGUGUUAUUCAAAAGAUAUUACCAUGUAUAAUUUGUAUAAAGCUUAUCAAUCAAAUAAAAAUUAUUAUUAGGGGUAAAAUGACCAGCGAUUUACACCCUCAUUUUAAUUUUUUUUUUGUUUAUAAACAUUUCACAUCGAGUUUGGCUUUAGUAUAGUUAAGAUCACACUAUUGUGUCUGUUAUGCUACAAUAACACUGUAAUAUAUUAUUCAAAAAUAAUCGACAAUAUGUCUGCUUUUUCUUCGUUAUUUCUAUCGGGUAUAUUGAAGCCAACAUGGGAAAAGAAAAGCUAAUCUUUCCUAUAUGUUAGUUAGUGAAUCUGGUCGCUGAAAGUAGAUACAAAUUAAGCAAUAUUUCAUUUACCUACAAAAGGCUUUUUAUUAAAUUACAUCCAUUUUUUACAAUUCAAAUUAAAAAUAUAACUUACGCCAUUGACGAUCAAUUAUUCUCACGUUUCUGCAGCUCCAACGACUAUAACUGAUCGUGUAUUGGUCACUGCGUGCAUGACCGCUUAACUUAUGAAACGUCUUCGCUUUCUUUUGCGCUGCAAAAACGUGAGAAUAAUUGAAUAAUUGACCGUCAAUGGCUGACUUAACGAGACUUUCGACACACGUGUUUGUCAAACAAUUUCUUAGUCUUUGUUGUCUUUCUUAGUCAAAUGUUGAAGCAUUUGUCAAAUAUUACUUGAUGAAAAGUCAAGUUUGACAAGCAAGUUUUUUUAUUAAAAGAAGAAGUUUGUCAAACGUGUUUGAUCGUUUAUAUACGCCAUUAGCUUGAGUAGUGCCUUUCGAUGCAGUUCGAUCCAAAACGGACACAUUUUAGUUCUAAAGUAAUGACUGAACAAACAAACAAACAAACUCGAUGCUUGUAAAGUAAGCUUAGGCCUAGGUCCUUUUUUUUAAUUUUGUACAACCCCGUCUUUGGCGUACAUCAUUUGAAGAAGCGUUCGUCUACUUGCCUUUUAGAUUUCUUGCUAGGAUUUAUUUUUUACAUCUUUAUGUUAAUGUCACAAGGUUUGCAUUUGCCAACUAAGGCUACAUACACACGGUAAUGUCCAGCACAUAUUUUUUACACUAUAGGUAGUCUAAAAUCAUUUUCGGUGGACGUUUUAUUGCAGUAUUAACAUCGUGUGACUGGUUCUAUGAACAGUGCAUAUAUGAUGUUCAUUUACAGCAGCUGCUACCGUCGACUGCAGUCGGCGACGCCAUCGCCAACUGCUUAACUAUAAUGAUUUGAAUAAUAAAGUUGACUGCCGUUGGCUGCCGCAGAGACGUUGCUGACUGCAGUCGACUGCGGUCGUCGGUAAAGUUGCCGCUCGUGUAAAUGAACCUUUAUUCGUUAUUAAGAUGUAUGUAUAAAAAAUGUGGAGGACAAUGCCGUGUGAAUCUAGCCUAAUUCGAAAUAUGUAUACACUUAAAUAUAAUUAUGUUGGAAUUUUCUAUAUAUUAAAACGUGAAGCGAAAACUGACAGUAGGUAUUGUCUAUAUUUUUUACGAAAUUUGCGCAAACGGUGUAGUUAAUAUGAAGAAGACAUGAAGAAUAUUUUGAUAUUACCUAUAUAAAUAAUGCAUUAAAAAUGCAUUAAACCUAUAUAAAUAAUGCAUUAAAAAUGUAAUAGAGAAUAAACAUUUGUCUCUAUCUCGUAUGUAUUAUACUCGUAGUAAUGGGACAUAAAAAUAUAACAUCUACAGGAUUUACCAAAUCCUAUUAAUAAUACCUACUCAAUAGAAUCGCCUCAAGUGUUCGAAUAGCAAUUCUAACCGUUUGUUUUUAUUAUAAAAAUGUUAUAUUUUUAGUGGCGAAAAUUGGUAAUAACUACGUAUCUAAUUAAUUAUUAUUAUUAUGACUGUGAUGAAUUUAUUAUGAGUAAAUAUGGAUUGACUAUAAUAUUAUAAAAUUUAAUGUUAAUUAAAUUAUUCAGAAUUUUAUGUA